AUGCCGACAGAUACAACAAACAUCUUAACGAAUGAAACAACAGCAACUAUGCCGACAGAUACAACAAACAUCUUAACGAAUAAAACAACAACUACUGUGCCGACAGUUACAACAAACUUCUUAACGAAUAAAACAACAUCUACUGUGCCGACAGAUAAAACAAACAUCUUAACGAAUGAAACAACAGCAACUAUGCCGACAAAAACAACAUACUUCUUAACUAAUAAAACAACAUCUACUGUGCCGACAGAUAAAACAAACAUCUUAACGAAUGAAACAACAGCAACUAUGCCGACAGAUACAACAAACAUCUUAACGAAUAAAACAACAACUACUGUGCCGACAGUUACAACAUACUUCUUAACUUAUAAAACACCAACUACUGUGCCGACAGUUACAACAAACUUCUUAACGAAUAAAACAACAACUUCAAUGCUGACAAAAACAACAAACUUCUUAACUAAUAAAACAACAACUUCUAUGCCGACAGAUACAACAAACUUCUUACCGAAUAAAACAACAACUACUAUGCCGACAGAUACAACAAACUUCUUAACGAAUAAAACAACAACUACUAUGCCGACAGCUACAACAAGCUUCUUAACGAAUAAAACAACAACUACCAUGCCAACAGAUACAACAAACAUCUUAACGAAUAAAACAACUACUACUAUGCCGACAGAUACAACAAACAUUUUAACGAGUGAAACAACAGCAACUAUGUCGACAGAUACAACAAACUUCUUAACGAAUAAAACAACAACUACUAUGCCGACAGAUACAACAAACAUUUUAACGAGUGAAACAACAGCAACUAUGUCGACAGAUACCACAAACAUCUUACCGAAUGAAACAACUACUACUAUGUCGACAGAUACAACAAACUUCUUAACGAAUAAAACAACAGCUACUAUGACGACAGAAACAACAAACUUCUUAACGAAUAAAUCAACAACUAUUUUGUCGACAGAUACAUCAAACAUCUUAACGAAUAAAUCAACAACUAUUAUGUCGACAGAUACAACAAUUUUCUUAACGAAUAAAACAACAACUACUGUGACGACAGAUACCACAAACUUCUUACCGAAUAAAACAACAACUACUGUGCCGACAGAUACAACAAACAUCUUACCGAAGGGAACAAAAACCACUUUGCCGACAGAUACAACAAUUUUCUUAACGAAUAAAACAACAACAACUUUGACGACAGAUACAACAAACUUCUUAAAGAAGGAAACAACAACUAAUGUGCCGACAGAUACAACAAUUUUCUUAACGAAUAAAACAACAACUACUGUGACGACAGAUACAACAAACAUCUUAGCGAAUAAAACAACAACUACUAUGCUGACAGAAACAACAAACUUCUUAACGAACAAACCAACUACUACUAUGCCGACAGAUACAACAAACAUUUUAACGAGUGAAACAACAGCAACUAUGUCGACAGAUACAACAAACAUCUUAACGAAUAAAACAACAACUACUAUGCCGACAGAUACAACAAACAUUUUAACGAAUGAAACAACAGCAACUAUGUCGACAGAUACAACAAACAUCUUAACGAAUAAAACAACAACUACUAUGCCGACAGAUACAACAAACAUUUUAACGAGUGAAACAACAGCAACUAUGUCGACAGAUACCACAAACAUCUUACCGAAUGAAACAACAACUACUAUGUCGACAGAUGCAACACACUUCUUAACGAAUAAGACAACAACUAUUUUGUCGACAGAUACAACACACUUCUUAACAAAUAAAACAACAACUACUAUGUCGACAGAUGCAACACACUUCUUAACGAAUAAGACAACAACUACAUUGUCGACAGAUACAACACACUUCUUAACAAAUAAAACAACAACUACUGUGCCGACAGAUACAACAGACAUCUUAACAAAUAAAUCAACAACUACUAUGCCGACAUAUACAACAAACUUCUUAACGAAGGAAACAACAACUACUGUGCCAACAGAUACAACAAUUUUCUUAACGAAUAAAACAACAACUACUAUGCCGACAGAUACAACGAACUUCUUAACGAAUAAAACAACAACUACUAUGCCGACAGAUGCAACACACUUUUUAACGCAUAAAACAACAACUACUAUGCCGACAGUUACAACAAACGUCUUAACUAAUAAAACAACAACUUCAAUGCCGACAAAAACAACAUACUUCUUAACUUAUAAAACACCAACUACUGUGCCGACAGUUACAACAAACUUCUUAACGAAUAAAACAACAACUUCAAUGCUGACAAAAACAACAUACUUCUUAACUAAUAAAACAACAACUACUAUGUCGACAGAUACAACAAACUUCUUACCGAAUAAAACAACAACUACUAUGCCGACAGUUACAACAAACUUCUUAAGGAAUAAAACAACAGCAACUAUGCCGACAGACACAACAAACAUCUUAACGAAUAAAACAACAACUACUAUGCCGACAGAUACAACAAACAUCUUAACGAAUAAAACAACAACUACUAUGCCGACAGAUACAACAAACAUCUUAACGAAGGGAACAACAACUACUAUGCCGACAGAUACAACAAACAUCUUAACGAAUAAAACAACAACUACUAUGCCGACAGAUACAACAAACUUCUUAACGAAUAAAACAACAACUACUAUGCCGACAGAUACAACAAACAUCUUAACGAAUAAAACAACAACUACUAUGCCGACAGAUACAACAAACAUCUUAACGAAUAAAACAACAACUACUAUGCCGACAGAUACAACAAACAUCUUAACGAAUAAAACAACAACUACUAUGCCGACAGAUACAACAAACAUCUUAACGAAAAAAACAACAACUACUUUUCCCACUGCAACAACAAACACAACAAGAAAUGAAGUAACAGACAGUACAAAAGACAAAGGAGGCCAUUCAAGAAUAUACCUAUUUAAUCAUAAUACCGAAGACUACACACCACCUCGUCCUAUACAACGAGUAUUACACGUGGUGUCAGAAGUGAAAAUAUCAUUCUACAGGAUAUCCAGAACUCUUGCCUAUAAAAAGACAUGUAACAUUCAUGAGGAAUUAAAGAAAAGUCUAUCACCAGUAUAUCGAGAAGUUAUUGAAGUGAUUAUACCAUCUGAACUUUACAAAGUCUUAGUGGAAAACAACAACAAAAGAUCAAAUGUCAUACCAGAACCCCCUGCUGGCAGUGUUAAUGCAGAUUGGGAACAAUACUUUUCACACUUUCAAGACUGUGCAGAACUUGGCAAGUGGACAACACAAGAGAAGUUGCUCACAUUGGCAGCUUGUUUACGAGGUCAAGCACGAGCUUUCUAUACAACCCUUAUAGGACAUGAUAAGCAUUCUUUCGAUGAUCUUGCACAUGCUUUAGAACAGAGGUUUGGUGCUGCCAGACAACAGACCAGGUAUGUCUCAAAAUUCCAGACAAGACUUACGUUGGUAAGAGAAUCUAUCGCAGCUUUUGGCGAUGAUCUGAGGUUGUUGGCACGAAAAGCUUAUAGUAACCUUGAACCGGCGGCAUUAUGA
This is a messenger RNA of Ruditapes philippinarum (Manila clam), 3519 nucleotides long. RefSeq names its product mucin-2-like. The transcript is spliced from 3 exons. Bases 1 to 3519 code for a protein of 1172 amino acids. The record is from RefSeq and is a predicted model, not a curated record. Lineage: Eukaryota; Metazoa; Mollusca; Bivalvia; Venerida; Veneridae.